GAGCACCUGGGAACAUGGCCCUGCGAGAGAGAGAAGCCAGCAGCAGCUCUGUCAAUGAGAAGCAAGAACAGAACUGCAGUCGUGUUAUUACAAUUGUCUUCCUGGCACUCUUCAUCGACUUGUUGGGAUUCGCUCUCAUCUUGCCGCUGUUUCCUUCCAUCCUCGAUUAUUACAGCCAGACUGAGGAUGGAUUCUAUUUGUCAUUGCAACGUGGCGUGGACUGGUUUGCAGUGAUGGUUGGGAUGCCUCCAGAGCGGAAAUACAACAGCGUCUUGUUUGGAGGUCUGAUUGGCUCAAUCUUUUCCAUCCUACAGUUCUUCUCCUCUCCCCUCACUGGUGCUGUGUCAGACUGUUUGGGCAGAAGACCCGUCAUCUUGAUGACAGUGGUGGGUUUGAUAACAUCAUACGCACUAUGGGCUGCCUCUAGGACUUUUGGCGUUUUUCUUCUCUCCAGGAUCGUAGGUGGAAUAAGCAAAGGGAAUGUCAGCCUCUCCACAGCUAUAAUUGCUGACUUGCACUCUCCAAAAGCACGGAGCAAGGGCAUGGCGAUGAUUGGCAUUGCUUUCUCCCUUGGUUUUACCCUGGGUCCUAUGAUGGGAGCUUACCUAGCCAUGGAGACAGAGAAAGGAAAAGUCUUCUAUCUUCAUUCAGCAUUGUUAGCACUCAUGUUUGCGGUGGCUGAUUUAAUUUUCAUCUUCUUCCUACUUCCGGAGACACUUCCCAAAGAAAAACGGGUCUCCUCUGUGACGUCUGGCUUUCAGGCAGCAGUUGACUUGCUCAGUCCUUUGGCUUUAUUUCGGUUCUCUGCAGUCACCCGAGGAAAGGAAUCCCCUUCAGAGGAGAAUCUUCAGAAUCUCAAAAUAUUGGGCCUGGCUUAUUUCCUGUACCUCUUCCUGUUUUCCGGCUUGGAGUACACACUGAGUUUUCUCACUAACCAAAGAUUCAAGUUCAGCCGCAUGCAGCAGGGCAAGAUGUUUUUCUUUAUUGGAAUAACAAUGGCUGUGAUCCAGGGAGGCUAUGCUCGACGAAUCAAGCCAGGAAAUGAAAUCAGAGCUGUAAAAAGGGCAAUUAUGUUGUUGAUUCCAGCUUUCUUGUUAAUUGGAUGGGCUACAAAUGUGACCAUGCUGAGUGUCGGACUCCUGUUGUACUCUUUUGCUGCGGCCAUUGUUAUCCCGUGUUUGUCAGCAGUGGUGUCAGGCUACGGCUCUGCCAGCCAGAAGGGACGCGUCAUGGGGAUCCUGAGGAGCCUGGGCGCCCUCGCCAGAGCCCUGGGACCGAUCCUGUCAGCUACAGUUUACUGGCUGGCAGGGGCAGAGGUUUGCUUCACCGCCUGCGGAGCUUUGUUCCUCAUCCCCCUCCUUUUACUUGGCUCUAUGAAACAGCAGAGGAAGGAGGAGUAG
Molecule: messenger RNA, 1400 nt
Organism: Eurypyga helias (sunbittern)
Lineage: Eukaryota; Metazoa; Chordata; Aves; Eurypygiformes; Eurypygidae
Gene: SLC75A1
Product: major facilitator superfamily domain containing 10
Exons: 12
Coding region: 15-1400 (461 amino acids)
Biological process (GO): transmembrane transport
Cellular component (GO): brush border membrane
Molecular function (GO): transmembrane transporter activity
Source: RefSeq, a predicted model, not a curated record